ACUAUGCCCGGGACGGACUGUGAACCACUACAAACUUUUAUUUUUUAAUCAUAACCUAACUAAUUGGGAAGGGGUAUAUUUACCAUUUUCAAUACAAGAGCUAUAAAAUCAGAAGCUCUAAUUAACAAUCUGUCGGGAUGAGCAAUGUGUAUAUUUUGGAACCACCAACCUCAGCGAAGGUUUUAUUACAAACAACGGUGGGUGACAUAGAUAUAGAGCUAUGGGCCAAGGAAACUCCCAAAACAUGUCGAAAUUUUAUACAGCUAUGCAUGGAGGGCUAUUACGAUGAUACCAUCUUUCAUCGUGUCAUUAAAGGGUUCAUUGCACAAGGUGGAGAUCCGGAAGGUACCGGAGCAGGUGGCGAGUCUAUUUAUGGCGAACCGUUCAAAGAUGAAUUUCAUCAACGCCUCAAAUUUGUACGGAGAGGUCUAGUGGCAAUGGCCAAUGCAAGCCCAGAUGAUAAUGGAUCACAAUUCUUCUUUACACUCGCUGCUACACCUGAACUGCAGAAUAAACACACAAUUUUUGGUAAAGUUACAGGCGAAACAGUGUUUAAUAUGCUUAAGUUGGAGGAUGGGUUAAUCGAGGACGAACGUCCAGUGUUUCCUCAUAAGAUUCUUCGUACAGAAGUCUUGUUGAAUUAUUUUGACGACAUUGUACCCAGACAAAAGGAAGUUCCGGAAGUGGAAAAGAAGAAGAAGGUGAAAACUCCUGGGGUGAAGAACUUUAAGCUGCUGUCGUUCGGAGACGAAGCAGAGGGUGAUGAAGAGGAGGUUGUGGAAGUUACCAAAAAAUUUGCAGGGAAGAGUAAAUCUACACAUGAUGUUUUAAACGAUCCAAAAUUAAGUGCCGAAACUUCUUUUGGGGAAAAGCGUGAUCAUGUUGAAGAUGGAGAGGCCGAGCAGGAUUUAGAGCAGCAACUGCAAAAUAUUAGAAAGAAAUUAAAAGCCGAAUCACAAAAGACUUACAUCAAGAAAUCGUUACUCUUUGAAGAUGAAGAUGAAAUAAAGAAAAGAAAACAGGAAGAAAUAAAGAAAGAGAUUGAGAGCGUGAAAAAAGAGUACCACAAAAAUAAACUACAAAAACUCAAAGAAGACGCCUCGCAAAACCAGCAAGACUUGCACAGAAGCGAGACUUUGCAAGAAUACGAAAGUGGCAAUGCAAAAUACAAGGAUGUCAGUAAUUCAUUCCCAAAGAAAGGUUCGAGUAGGGAAGAGUUUACACUAAAUCUUUUAUCCAAGUUCAAGCAAAAAUUGCAAGCAGUCAAGGACAAGGAAAGAGAAGAACAAGAAGCAGUGGAGGCUGCUAACGCUAAGGCUAAUGAGGAAAUUAACGACGAUCCUGAGAAGGAGGAUGAUAGUUGGUUAACACACGAGUUGCACUUUAUAAAUGAUGAACCAGUUCUGGCCAAAGAUGCCAAUACAAAAGGUGAUGAUUGGUUUGAAAUUUAUGAUCCAAGAAAUCCUUUAAACAAGCGAAGAAGGGGCGAAACUUCUUCUACGUAGUCAUAAAAAUUUGACUUUGUAUAUAAUUCUAAGAAAUAACGAAAUAAAUUAAACAUUUUUGUAUCAUCUAA
Molecule: messenger RNA, 1576 nt
Organism: Photinus pyralis (common eastern firefly)
Lineage: Eukaryota; Metazoa; Arthropoda; Insecta; Coleoptera; Lampyridae
Product: spliceosome-associated protein CWC27 homolog
Exons: 5
Coding region: 138-1505 (455 amino acids)
Biological process (GO): protein peptidyl-prolyl isomerization; protein folding
Cellular component (GO): catalytic step 2 spliceosome
Molecular function (GO): peptidyl-prolyl cis-trans isomerase activity
Source: RefSeq, a predicted model, not a curated record